Vigna angularis (adzuki bean) is the source of this 1561-nucleotide messenger RNA. Its product is annotated as biogenesis of lysosome-related organelles complex 1 subunit 2. The record is from RefSeq and is a predicted model, not a curated record. Lineage: Eukaryota; Viridiplantae; Streptophyta; Magnoliopsida; Fabales; Fabaceae. The coding region runs from base 1019 to 1411 and encodes 130 amino acids. The transcript is spliced from 3 exons.
UUAUAAUAAAAUAGAAAACGCCAACAAGGGUGGACAAAAAGGAACAAAGGAAAAAUUAGCUUCCUGAUUGAACAAAACCUGCAAACAACGUAAGUCUCCUUCCAAUUGCACUGUGUUCAUCCCAUUCUGGAAUGAAUUUCCUUCAGUUUGAUCAAUUGGGUUGGAAGCGAAGCCUUUGUGGAUCACUGAUUGGAUUUCAAAGAUCUGUUUUUUAAACAAUUUCAAUCGAAUUCCUUCCUCUUUUCUCCAUGUAUCCCUCACUCCCCCUCCGUCGCGACAGGCCUGCCGCCGACCGCCCCCUCGCCGCCGUGGCCAAUUCCCCAACUCAGAUUUGGGUUUUUAAUGGUUUUCAAAUUUGAGUUCCUCUCCUACUUUUUUUUAUCCUCGUUCUUUUAUUAUUUCAGUUAAAGAAGUUAUAAUCGGCAGUGAGAUGUGUUUUAUACUGUUACCAAUAGAUAUGAAAUAUUAUUAUUAUUAUUGUACUGAUUAAUAUUUUUUAUUAUGUAUAUUUAGUAUGAGAUAUGCUACAGCAUUAUUGUCACAAUUCCAAGGAGUAAAGUUUACAGGUUCCAUAAAUAUCUAAUAUUGGUAUUAAUAGUUGCAAGGCUAUAUAAAAUAUAUGUAGUUGUUUUCAAUUUGUUAGUUUUGUUUUUUUGUUGAUGGUGUCAGGCUAUAUAAUCUUUUUAGCUAUGCUUGACUUGCUUCCUUUCCAUCUUAUUAAUCACUGAACUUAAAUGUUUCCUGAACUUUUCUCUGGUGUUGUCUUUCUGAAUGCUGCUUAAAUUUAAGGUAAGAAAAAUAAGGGGAAACUGGAGAAUUUUUAGAGGCAGAAUGGGGGGGGUCUUUGGUGCAAUAUGGAAACUCUUCAUCCAAUUUAUGAGAAGAACGUUAGUGUUUGAUUUCUGAGCUUGCAAUUACAUUGGGUUGUUGUUUUCAAAUUACUGCAGUUUGGACCUGAAAACCAGCUCUUGGUUGGUUGUGACCUUGUCAAUUGGUGAAAUAUAUAUGCUCUCCAACUAUGGAUAACAUGAAGAAAGAUGAACCUCAAGAUGAGAAGCCAGAUGAGCUUGCUGAAUCUCUGGAUGAUCUAUUCUGUAGCAUUUCCACCAUGAUCAAAUCCGAGCUUCAGGGGACAAAUAAUCACCUAGAACUGUUGGAGAAGAUGAAUGUAAGAGUGGCAGAAGAGUACAAAGGGUUUGGUGACUUGGCUUCAGGGUUGAGGGUUUUUGUAGAGCAGUUGAAAUGCAAGAGUGGUAGCUUCAAUGAAUAUGUUGAGCAGAUUGAUAACAUAGAGAAGCAGGUGACUGAGUUUGAAGCUGUUGUGUCUAUGCUUGAUAAGUAUGUUGCUCUGUUGGAAUCAAGAGUGCAAUAUGUGUACCUUCCCAAAAUCCAUCUUCCUAAUCAACAAUAGUGUAAAACUUUUACUUUUCAUUAUUUUCUCUUCUCAAGUGAAUGAAUUGCUAGAUUUACCAUCUUGUAGAUUUACAUAUGUUCUCCUUUGUCAAAACAAAAAGUAUUGAAAGGCCUACCAUGAUUUAUGUAUGCAAUAAUCUUUAAACUC